ACUAUUUUCAAGCUGUUGCCAAGGAGUAGACCGAGCAGUGUGAAUCAUCAUGUAAUAGCAAUCAUGGAGUGUGAUGUUGAGUCACGUAGAUGAAUUUAGUAUUUUUUAUGAUUGCUUUUCGAUUUGUAGAGUAGAUUUUUAAUUCGAUAUUUGCUUUGGAAGCAAGUCAAGUAACCCAUGAACCGUGGCUCCCAGGCUGAGGCUCAGUCAAUCUUGCUGCAGUCAGUGCAGUGUAGCUACUUAGUUUAUUAAGGUAGAUUUCUCAGCUGACUACCUGCCGUUUCUGAAAUUUGUCUAGUGGUCUAUUAUUUAAAACCAUAUUAUAGUAUCUGUAGCAUAAAUUAUCAAGGCUGUCUAUUAAACACAAUCAUUGAGUCAGACCAGCCAGGGCUGUGUUGGGGGGCAAAGGUGUUUGCUGCUCCAUCAUCCAGCAGCGUGCCACAGCCUCCAACAUUGUCUGCAUCACCAAAGACUUUACUCCUGGAUUGUAUACUGGAAUGCGGAAGUGCAGAGAGCUCGCAGCCACAUUCAAGUUCAAAGUUAUUGGGAGAAGAUGCUGCAUAUGAAGAUGCUCUAUAUGUAGGGUCCACUUCUUUCAAUUUGAUUGAAUCAUCUUCGGCAAGAGUUUUAAAUUCUAGUAUUGAUGAAUCAAGGCCAUCAAAACUUAAGAAAAAUUCAGGUUAUGUUGGCUUAGGAUUGCUCUACACAGAACUUUCACCAAUUAAAAAACCUAGUAACAGCAAAGUUCACCAAAAGGAGAGGGCUAUAACAAAGUAUCUCUUCAAAAGUCCUACCAAGUUGACUGAUGUCAAGGAAAAGGAUAAAAUUACAAAUCCAAGUGGGCGAACUCCCUGCUAUUCCUCAACUGCAAAGUUUUGUCUGAACUUGUCUUCAUUUGAUGCUGCAAAGAUGUUUUUUGUGUUUGACGUGGACAAAGCUACAUUUUACAAGAUGGAAGUUGGCCUGCAUGCCAAGAGCGUGAUGGAGCUACAGGCACGCCUACAGGACCACUACCACAUCAGUCCUGCCAACCAAAUCCUCAUUGUAGCAGAUGGCAUCAGACUGGGUGAGGCUGCAGGCCAGCUUGUGAAGUACAGAGCAGGCACAGAGCAAAGUCCUGUCUUCCUGUUCCGCAAAGAGAAGUCAGAAGAGGCUAUGCCACCUGCCACUUAUUCUUGCUACAAAGACAGCAUUCAAAAGUUGUGGAGAAGGUUUGAAAGCACCGCCCGCAUUACACCGUACCAGAAGCUCGAGAUCAUUUCCAUGAUCAUAUCUGAGCUGUUGACUUUAGGAGCCAAGGUUGCCAAGGAAGUGACCUGUGUGGUUCAAGAGCAAGAUUGUCAAUACGUUGGCUGGACUGCACUCUUGUCACACCUUCAGAAAUGUGCCGACACUUUUGACAAAGCCUAUGUCAAGUUCAAGGAGAUAUUCUCGUCCUACCAAGAAAAUGCUGAAAAGAAUCAAAAGCUUCUCGAGAGGGUUCCCGAAGUAGAAGCUAUGAUGGCCAAUUUCCCUGUAAGCUUAGCCAUAUGCCAGAGCGAGGGCAGUCAAGACAUGGCAGCGAGCCGCAUCACUGCCGUCCGCAGCAGCGGCCGCCGCUCCCGUACAGCUUCUGAGUCCCUGGUGGCCAGCGAGGUGGCACCCGGCGCUGACAUGGACAGCUUCGCCGGCCUCGUCGACCGCAAGACUGGUGUCGCCGUGGGCUGUGAGGAAGUCCACAGAAGACGAGGGCAGGAGGGUGAGGUGGCCAUUGCCGGCGAAGCAUCGCAUUCCGACGCCAUUAUAGACCGCACGUCUUUUCUUGCGCCAGCGAGACGCAAGAAGGAGAGUCAUGAGUCUGAAAUGGGAGUGAUGUUCGAAGAAGAUGAGGAUAGUGUUGACGAGGAUGACUCUCCGGCGGAGCAAACUCUACUGCAGUGGAUAAAUGACCGUAGCAAGGAGCCUCUGGGGCAUUACGUCAGCCUUGCCAAGUCGGGACUUGAGUGGGCGAGAGAAGAAGCCAACUACAGCCAACGCGAGCGGUAUUACGGCAAGCUGUUGUCCGAGUGCCGCAGCCCCGCGACGCGCGAAGUGAGCGGCCUGAGCGACCGCCUGCAGUCUCUGAAGGCACACCUCGACGGCGCGCGGGCUCUCUACGACAACAUCAAGCGCGAGGGCGACGUAUACAAGGCACGCAAAACAGAGCUGCCGCACUCCAUGGCGAGAACCGAUGAGCUGCUCUGCGCUCUACAGGAACGCGUCAAGGACUUCCAGAAGAUGAAUGACAUCUUGCAGAGGGUUCAGAAGAGUAAGGUUGAUAUAUCGUGUCAUCUCUUCAGACAAACAAGCAAAGUGAUAUUGCUGGUGGAGCAGCUGCAGGUGGAGCACAGCUGGAUGAUGCUGUUCAUCGCGAACAUGGAGAACACGGAGCGUUACUGCGACAUCGUGCGUGACGUGGUCAACGCCCCGCGCUUAUUUUGUCUCGCCGUCGCUGAGAUAAUAAGAAGGAGGCUCUACUCUAAUGCCUUCAAGCAGUGGUCGGUGCCGCUGGUGCAGCAGUACACGCGCCUGCACGCUGCAGAAGUGGAGCAGCGUUCACAGAUCCGCCGGCAGCUGGAGGGACAUUUCCUGACGAGCCUCUUCCCGGGGCUGCUCGAGAACCCCCCCUCCCACUGGGGCAAGAAGCCCCGUGACUUUGAUAAUAGAAUUCCUCAGCUGAGUCAGGACUACGUGUCCCGCCUGGCGACCGCGGCCCCGCAGUACGCUGAGCUGCUCAAGCCCCCUGAGCGCGUGGACGCCGUGCCCGCCAUACUGAAGACCGCGGGCUUCUCUGCCUCCCCCACCGCGCCUCCUCCUGCCGCGGUGUCCGAGCCAGCAUUUCAGUCCCAUCAUUUCCGCAGCACGAGUGCCACCUCCCUCAUGGAUGGCACUCUGAGCAGCAGCAGUGCCAGUGCCGAGGUCUGCUGCUCUGCUACCAACAUCCACACAGCUUUAGUGGACGCCACUAGUGCCAGCCAUUGUGUCUUAAUGAGCCCUAGUAACCAGAGUGGCACUAGUCCUAGUGUCGCAUACUACGGUGCUCGAGCACUAGUGGGCUCUUCUAACGCUCGCUCUCUAAAUAGUCUCACUAGUGCCAACACGAGCAUCACUAGUGCUGAGCAAGUGGCUGGGGGCACCGUAACUAGCACUAGUAGUGGAGACACGUCACUAGUUGCUGGCGGCGCCCCUUCCUUGUCUGCUGUGGGCAGCGAGCACCGCGAGUCGGAGACAGACACAGAGGAGUUCGACAAGAUGACGGACGCUGCCUUCGUGCAGCCCGCGACCAGCCCUGACUCGAUCGUGAUGACGCAGGAGUAUGUCACGGCCGAGUAUGAUCUUGAAGACGCUGCAGAAGUGCCUAGCCUUCCCCAUGACUCGAAAACAAACUCGGACGAGUCUAACACGGCAACAACCUCGAAAUUUGACGGCUUGGACGAGUCUAACACGGGAACAACACAGAAAUAUAACCCCUAUGCGCUGCUCAAAGAAAUGCUUGGGCUCCAAGAUGACAUUGAAGAAAUUCUAGAGAAAGGAGUAAAGGAAGGUACUGAAGAGCAGGGGAUAAAACUGCUGGCGGCUACCACUGAAACGAUGAGCACUGCACUCGAAAAGUUCGCAGAAAUUAGGAACCGAACUCUAGCCGAAGAUCGCCGGCAGUGGGAGGAGGUAACCGAGUAUAAAAUAGCUGACUUGGAUUCUCAGGUGGAGACAUACCACCACCAGAUAAUGGAGCUUCAGAAGACAAUUCAAGAGAACGAAGGUGACCACAGUGAGAACGUUCAGCGCCUCAACAUGGACCAUGAACGAGCUAUCAAAGAACUCCAGCAGACUCACGAGUCUUCAGUUCAGCAAUUGCAGAGCAAACACGACGUCUCAUUGCAGGAAGUUCAGGCCAAAGCUGAGAAUGACAUUGCUAAGUUGAGUCUCGAACACGAGACUGAAAUACUGCGAUUGAAGGACGAAUGGAAGCAAGAAGUGGCGUCCGAGAUGGAGCAGCUGGAGCAAAAGGUCACAACGCUCCAGCUGAAGGUUUCGUUAAACAAACAAGUUCAGGAGGAGCUCCUCUACGAGCAAAGUAAAAGACUAAAGAAGGAGCACGACGAAGAGAUGUCAGAAAUGAAGGCGUCGUACGAGAGUCGAAUUGAAAAAUUGGAAACGUCGCUUGCGGACGCGAGCUCGCAGGUGCAGGCGCAAGCCGCGUUCGAGGCCAGACAGACCGAGAUGCUUGACUCCUUCAGGAGCCAGGAGCUGGACUUACAGAGACGAGAGGACCUGCUUCAGUUCAGGACCAAUCAACUGGAAAAUCAAGAGAAACACGUACAAUAUCAGAUGCAGGAACUUCUUAAACUUAGGGAAGAAGUUCGUUCAAGAGACGAGUUAGAAAAUGAACUCCGUGAACACGUCUCGAAGAUCUCGUCUCUUGAACAAGAACUAUGCGAUUUGAACGAGAAGUGCUACAUGAUGUCACGCGAGAACUCCGAGCGACGUAGCCAGGAAGAUCUCAGCUUCCAGAUGAUGUUGAUAGAUAAGGACCAAGAAAUUGUGAAUCUCAAACACCAGAGCAAGAUUGCGCUCGAGGAAGCCAAGCAGAAGUGGCAUGCCGAGCGGCUCCAAGCGGAGGAACAAAAUCUGCUUGAACUUACGAAGAGGUUGAAGAGUGAGAGCAAGAGGGAGAUGGCGAUGCUGCAGAGCAGAUUCCAGCGAAUUGUGUCAACUAUUGGCACGCCAGAGCGCGGGGGCAGCUCAGACGACGAUCUGUGUCGUCUGCGAGACGAGCUCAGGAUUCGUCAAGAAGCUACCGUGCAGGCGGCAGUACAGGCGGAGACGCAGCGCAUGACUGGACAACUGCGUGAAGUUGUUAUGAAAAAUCUUAAGGAGGAACUUCGUGACAAGGUUUACCAUGACCUCCGGCAGGAUAUAGUCAACAACCUCAGCGUUGAAUUCGAAGAUCUUGUAUCAGAGAGAGGCAUGAAGGCUAGGUACGAGUUGAUGAAGUUAUUCGACGCUGAUAUACAGAAGGUAAUUCCUGAAUUAUUCACUGAGAAGGAAGUUGUUUGUGAGGUUCUUCCACCCAUGACCCAGAAGAUGUUGAAAGAUGCCUGCGUAGCUGAGCUCGAAUUCAGGAUUAGCGUGGCCGAUGUAAAACUUGCAAGCGAACACGGGCCUAGAGUGAGUCUUGGAGAAGAAGCGGGAGAACCUUCUUCUGAAAACAGAAGAGAAUGCACAGCAUUUUCGAACAUGUCAGGCUUGGUCCAUAGUGUCAAAACCUCUUGGAUUGAAACAAAACGAGCCUUAGAGGAUCAAAUCAAACAACAGCAAGAUAGUAUGGUGCUUCUGCAAACAGCUGUCAAUACAUUGAGCAGAAAUUCACAGGCCGAACAAACGACUUCUUACCUACAGGUUCUAGACAUGUACAAACGUCUGAAUGCAAGCCAACAAGCGCUCCUGCGAUCCGAACUUUCUGAUGAAAUAACUCAUGAUCAAACAGCCCGAAACACGACAAUUGUUGCCCAGUUAAUAGUACAGGCUGUACAUGAUGGCAUGCACUGGCUUCUGCCUCUUGACCAGAGGAGGCCUUGUCCUCCAGCCAUAGCCCAGAACUCUGCGUACAGAGAAGCCGUGGCAGCUCUGGUCACGAAGAUCACGCAGUACUUGGACAUGAUGAGGGCAACGUACCAGCAGAACCUUCAGUGUCGGGAGGUGCAGAUGAUGCGUUCAUGGCCGUCCUUUGGGCAAGAGGAGCUCAAGAAAAGACUAGAGGAACAAUUCAACCUGCAACGCAAGGCCUACGUCGACGAAUUCACGAGGCUGUCCAACGAGAGUCGGACACUUAGAGCUUCUCUGAAUCGCUCGGUGCAGACGUUAGCUGCAGUGAUGGCCCGGCACAAGCGUGAUCUGGAAGCUCUGCAGCAAAAAACCCACGCUCUUCAAACUACGAACGACUAUUACCGCGAACUAGCCUACCACGUACAGCGCUGUCAGGAGGGGCCAGAAUCCUUCACUGUAGCGCUGCAUGAACUUGGUCGCGAUAUGCAGGCUCUGGAUGAACAGAUGCUCGUGAUGGGCACACAUAACGUGCCGUGGCUGAACUGGGACCCUAUGGAAGCUUUUAGAGAUACAAUUCCUAGUGCAAAUAUAUUUCAAGACCAGAGUUCUGUUGAGGAAUAUGGCUUAGCACACACACAUCCAUGUGUUGAACCCGAUGCAUCUGUUGACGCUGAUGCAUCUGCUGACCCCGAUGCAUCUGUUGACCCCGAUGCAUCUGCUGACCGCGAUGCAUCUGCUGACCCCGAUGCAUCUGCUGACCUCGAUGCAUCUGUUGACCCCGAUGCAUCUGCUGACCCCGAUGCAUCUGUUGACCCCGAUGCAUCUGCUGACCCCGAUGCAUCUGUUGACCCCGAUGCAUCUGCUGACCCCGAUGCAUCUGCUGACCCCGAUGCAUCUGCUGACCGCGAUGCAUCUGUUGACCCCGAUGCAUCUGUUGAACCCGAUGUCCCAGCGGACACUGACACAUCAGCGACGUAUACAACAGCCACUGACACCUCAGUGGCUGACACCACAUCCACUGACGCCACAGCCACUGACACAACAACCACUGACACCACAGCAACUGACACUUCAGCCACUGCCACAACAGCCAGUGACACUUCAGCCACUGCCACAACAGCCAGUGACACUUCAGCCACUGCCACAACAGCCAGUGACACUUCAGCCACUGCCACAACAGCCAGUGAUACAACAGCCACUGACAGCUCAGUAGCUGACGCCACAACAACUGCCACAACAGCCAGUGACACCACAGCCACUGACAGCUCAGUGGCUGACACCACAUACACAACAACCACUGACACCACAGCCACUGACACCUCAGUGGCUGACACUACAGCGCUUACGGACCCAGCGUCAGCUGUGCUCUCCUUCACCUCCGCUGAGAUGUCGAAAUCUUUCACUGCCGCCACGUCGCUGCCGGGCGCUGUCGCCAGCCCCGCUAAGAGAGCGCUGCGUGUGAGUGUAGAGCUCGGGUCGUGCCAGCCAGGCGACGUGUGUCUGGUUGUGUGGGAUCCACAGCAUCAGCAGUACCGCUUCCUGCUGCACCAUAACUUCCUGCACUUCCUACACUCUGACUGCUUCCAGGAGCUCGGGCUUGACGCUGAACUGACGGGCUUCGUGACGCCCCUCGUGGCCGAGGUCGUUCAGAAGGAGUUCUGCGUGGCGCGUAAAGAAGGGAACCGAUUCCGCGUUCCGAUGGAUACGAAGUUUUACCGCGUGCAUGUUCGCCUUCCUGAGUGCGUGCGUCAAGCGUCGGCGAUGCCCACCGAGCCUCCCAUAUUCAACCCAUCUGCAUGCCUUCUGCAGUAUCUGUCCAUUGUGCAGCCGACCCCUCUUCUCCUCGCAACUUGUGACCAAAAGGAACUAGUGAGCAAGCAGAAGUUGCAACUUGAGUGCCUUAGGCAAAGCCUGGAACAAAAAGGUUCAUACAGCGACACGAUAUGCAGUGCUCGCAAAGGACACUCGGCUACAAAACUCAAGAAACGGAAAAGCAAGAGGAAAGACUCGGUCAUUGAAGAGUGUUCUUUGAGUAUAACAACGUCUACCGAUGUUACAUCGAUUGCUGAUUCAGAAGAAUCCUUUGGUUGUAUCCCCAAGGUGCGCUUUACUCUAGGAACUCAAGAACAAAUUAGUCGGGAUUCUUCUAGCAUGAGCGUUGCUAUCCGGGCUGCUCCUAGGUUAACCGUCAUGCGAGAAGAUUCCAGUAGUUUAGAUUUGUGCUUGAAAUCACGUGUCGCCCCUCGUCUUUCCGCUCUUGCAGCCACAGCUACUGUGGGAGAACCUCAACCUGACACGACGGAACUCCGUCGUUCUCAUUCUGCUAAUUCUUGUCCGGCGAGUGCAACAUGCGAAACCUCCUCUAUUCACACCGAGGCCUCCGUGCUUGAGUCUUUGGCGGCCACCGAAGACGCGUCAUCAGCUGAAGAAGCAGACGAGUCUUCAGGGCUGGCGACCCCCGGCGCCGAACUCGGACCAGCUGAGGGGUCAUCAACGGACCACGGCCGACAACAGAUGUCUUCACAGACGGCAGCUAACCCCUCUGAUAUUUGCGAAAUAGAAUGAUCGAAGUGAGAUCUAGAAUGAUUGAAACAAAUUUUAUUUAAGCUAGUAAUUCUCCAUUGGACAGUUUUUCAAUUGCAAGUCAAAUAGGAAUAGAGGUCUCUUUUUCACUCUUAAAUGAGAGUACAUUUUAACGUGAAGAAUAGCAACACUUUUCGCACAAGCUCGAUCAAACUCGCCUAAUCGUUAUUAUAAUUGCUAGCACAACGACAGCCUGUUGGAGUUAUAUAUUUUAUUACAGGUACAAUGUUUCAUAGUAUUUAACUCUUGUCGAACUGUAUUGGCACAACUGCCUACUCUCGAUAUGGUUACAACAUUGUAAUGUUAUGCAGUCUGACAAGGGCUAAACUCAGUUUCGCUGCAGGUCCUAAUGCUGCUUUGUGACUAUGUAAAGCAUUAGUGGCGUCGUAAUGAGUCGCCUGUGUGUUGUGCAGAUUUAAACAUCACGAGUACCUUUUUAAUGUCUAAUAACGUAAUAAAUUAAUUGAUUAUAAUAAACUAUUGAUUCUGCUUCAAUGGCGCAUCUUCAAUAACGAUAAAUGCGAAAGAAAUAUUACCAUAAUGCAGCUGUACUGUUUCGUUUUCGCUCCAGUUUUGUUUCUUUGACUAAAAAAAUUCAUCGCAUUGAAUGUUUCUUAAGUUUUUAAAUCUUCCUGAAAUGUUCUUUUAUGACUACAAUUUAGGUGCUUCUCCUUUCGGCUGCUGACUUAUUCUGAUUUUUUUUUCUCGGAAAUUCCAUGUUUCAUAAAGAAUUUGGUCUAGUGACUAAAGCGGAAGUAUUCUCAAUUCUUCACACAUUUCUUUCACGGAAGGUAUAAUUUGAUUAAAUUGGAAUAUUUAGCUGCAUGAGUGCUGAGAAUUUUCUGAUUUCCCAGCGUUUGUAUGUGAUGAUGGUAAGCUGACAAUAUUUCUAGGUUUGUUUUAUUCGAAUCAUUAUUGGUGUACAAAUCAGGAAUCUGGAUUCUAGAUACCUUAGGUAUACUGUCUAUGCCGCGGAUGUGUUGAAGAAAUGCCUUGAUUUACGUAACUCAUCUCUUUUAGCUAUUUAAUGGUUUAGAUUUAUAAUGAUGGACAUGCUGCGUUCAAGUUGAAGGCAGGACUUAGAUUUUUAGUUGGAAUUUAGGAUUGCAACUCGGGCACCCGACUUGAUGUGAAGCUAAAAAAGUCAGUGAAGAUGAGAAGUCACAUUAUUCUUAAUGUAAGCUUUAUAUGCUAUUUUAUUUUCUUUCAAAAACAGUUUUGUGACGUCUUUUAGAGUCUUGAAUGUCAUGCUAGCGUGACCCACUUCUAGAUCUGCCCUUCUUUGUUUCUCACGUCAUUUUCGUUUAAUUUAUUUGUUUGUCAGUUUGAUAUAUAGAAUAAUGCUUCUCAAUGGUUUGAUCUGUGGAAGUAUUCAAGGUGCACAUGAUUGGGUUAUGUCUUCUUUCUUCUGAGUGGUCUGGGGUCUUCUGAUGCAUGUUGAUGCUCGUCUGAAGUGCUAUGGGAUUUUCUCUCCCCUUGAGGAAUUGUUCCUGAGCCUCAGAGCUCUGUGUAUCUGACGGUGGGUCUCAGUUGCGGGAUUGUUGUUAUGUAGGCAGGGUUCUUUGCAUUUAUCUUCUCUGUCUCUUCCCUGCAGACGACCACGUCUAGGCGACCCCUUGUACGAGUGUUUCAUUUUCUUUCGCUGUUUACCAGUCACUCUUAAUAUUUAGUUUCGUUAAGGUGUUAUACGCUGUUCAUUUUCGGUUAGUGUUCGCUUAGGUGUUCUUUUUCGUCAGCGAUAACUGGUCAGCCAUUUGAGAACAUUCACCUCUUGUGGGUGAUAAAUUUUUUUUUUCGCUUUAAUUGAAAAUGUUGUGCUAAUUUAGACCUUCCACCUCGUUGGUGAUGUUAAUUAUUGACUUGCGUUGCGGGAAACUUAGUAGCUGAAGCGCUUGCAAACCAUGUGCCUAUUAAACUAUUGACUUGAAGUGUUCAGGAUUUUAAAAGUUGACUUUCUCAGUUUUUACAGAUCCACCAUUUUAUUUCUGCGCUCAAUAAGAUUCUAUGAUCAAUAGGCUUGUGUUGAUCUGAAAGAAGCUAUGAAUUCUGAUUGCUUGGUCUUUCUUAGCGUUUUUAAGAGGGGAACUAAUAGUUCUGAUGGAGUGGACACGCAUAGCAUUGUCAGUAUUGAUGUAGAGCUAGAUUUUAACGCUAGAACGUUUGUCGUCAUUUAUUUUUGGGAGGUACAUUCGUUGACUGUGACACCGAGGAAAGUCACUGUAGGGUUCACUGUUAGUGAUGUUUUCUAUUAUUAUUUUUCUAUGGGGAGCAUGAUUAAUUCAUUUUAUUGUCCUUUGUCAAAGAUCACGUUUGUUGAGGAAGGAACGAAUGAGCCUCUGACAAUCUCAUUCUCUUAUUUUUAGAGCUUUUUCGUAUUCUAAGUUUAGUUCUAAAUUUUGUUUUAAAGUUCAGUGAGAGUCUCGCGACCAUGCAGAGUUGAUUGUCGUGAAAUUAGUGUUCUGCAGGCUGGUCAGUCUGGUCACCUGUAAUUUCCUUAAUACCGAAUACUUUAAUAAUGUUUUGAUCUCGCACAAUCUGAGUUGACCUGUCUAAAGAUUCACGUCAAUUCAAAAAUGUGGUAUUAGAAAUCAUUAAUUUGAAUGUAGACUGUAUAAUUUGAUUUAAUUUGAAUAGUCAGCUGCAUGAGUGCGGAGAAUUUCAUGAUUUUCCAGCGUUUGUAUGCAAAGGUGGCAAGCUGACAACAUUUGUAGGUUUGUUAAUUGAAUAAAAUAAGGUUAGGUAUUUUCUGUUGGGCACUGGAUAAGUUGCCUUAAUGGAAUUGAUUAUUCUUUUUAGUUCUUAUUUGCGUAUCACUCAAGCAUGAGAGAAGUUACUCAUCACAACGUAUUCAAUUCUCAUCAUUCGAGUGCUAAUGCACAUGUGGUCAUAAUCUAUAACUUUCUGACGCCACGUUUCAGCUCGUGUUGAGUAAGCGGUACGCGUAAGAAAUUUGUAUUAAUCUAGAAUGUAAGUUUUCAUUCAACCUCAAGUAAUUGGGUUGACAAUAUUUUUAAGAAUUUUCAUAAGAAUUUUAGUCUUGGUAUUGCGUCAUUUCAAGUUUCAUCGGAAGGCGCGAUCAGCUUGGCACAGGCGGCCAUGCACGGAAAUUCUUUCUAAUAAAAGGAAACAAU
Hyalella azteca is the source of this 11279-nucleotide messenger RNA. Its product is annotated as RB1-inducible coiled-coil protein 1. Gene Ontology annotation, cellular component: extrinsic component of membrane; Atg1/ULK1 kinase complex; phagophore assembly site membrane. The record is from RefSeq and is a predicted model, not a curated record. Gene Ontology annotation, molecular function: molecular adaptor activity; protein kinase binding. The transcript is spliced from 25 exons. Gene Ontology annotation, biological process: piecemeal microautophagy of the nucleus; autophagy of mitochondrion; autophagy of peroxisome. NCBI's taxonomy places the organism in Eukaryota, Metazoa, Arthropoda, Malacostraca, Amphipoda, Hyalellidae. The coding region runs from base 910 to 8130 and encodes 2406 amino acids.